Aspergillus wentii DTO 134E9 is the source of this 2976-nucleotide messenger RNA. RefSeq lists its product as uncharacterized. The transcript has 2 exons. Lineage: Eukaryota; Fungi; Ascomycota; Eurotiomycetes; Eurotiales; Aspergillaceae. The record is from RefSeq and is a predicted model, not a curated record. The coding region runs from base 1 to 2976 and encodes 991 amino acids.
AUGUCGUCGUUCUUUCGGAGACUAAGCCACCCUUCUUCCCCAGCGACAUCCGAUUCAGAUACAGAGACCAGAAAACAGAAUGGACCUACGAAAAGACGACUGUCGCUCCCGUCUAACCGCGAAAAUCACGGGAAUAACCCAAUAGAUGAUCUAUUUCGAAGACACAAUACACAUGACAACCAUCUUGGUCCCUAUUCUUCUGAUAAACGAGAGGAUCCCAUACAACAAGUCGAAGACCACGAGAGACCAGCUGUUCCAGAACACAGGAAGCAUACUGACACUCAAGCUCGAGAGAAAGCAUCGAAAACAAAAAGUCACUCUGGGCUACAUAUAUCUCAUUAUCAUGACACUGCUCUUACGAGAAAAGACCUUAUCGGCUUGUUCUCUGGAGCACCGUUUUUUCUCCUCGAGAAAGGCAAGCAUAAUCAUUACUAUCCGGAAGUUAUCUUUCCCUGGGACGAACAUGACCAUUCAAUCCUAAAUAUGUGGGACAGAAAGCGACUUCCCCAUGCGUCUUACACCCUAUGUACACUUCAUGCUCACCUACCAGUCCCAGAUGGGUUGGUAGUCAAGGGGGACACUCCGGUUCACCUAGAUGGUACCAGGCGGCUUGAUGCGCCAAAGAGAGCCACAUUUGAUAUUGGUGUAUUCGAAGUUCCAAACAUGUUGUCCAUGAAUGGGAAGGAGCCCGGCUCUGUCGGUUUCCGCCAUUAUCUUGAGCUUUCAGUCGCGGAUUCCAUUCGGUACACUGGUCCAGAAAAGCCGAGAGAAUGCUCUGAUAUACGGCGUGUUUCUCAAUUACCAGCCGCGAAGGCAUACAAUCUUCUGGGACAUUACCAUGAUUCCUACGCCCGUUGUCGAGAUGGUACAGUAUAUGAUAGGAAAAAGCUUCUUUGCGAGGGACCUUCCGCAUGGAAAGAAAUUGGGGUGCGAGAGAUUAAUCUCAAACACCUGGUAGACCGUCUGAAGACCAUAAGAAACCUCCGUCAAGAGAUAUUGUAUGGCGAGAAGGAAAGAACAAUAGCUGAUGUUGAAUCCCCGCGUGAUUUAUACAACGGUCUUUUUACAAAGUUUCUACAUACUCCGCCCCAUGCCCUAGUGAUGGAUUCGAGAGACAAGCAUAGCAUCAAGUCUCAAAUCAAGGUGCUGACAACUGUCCUGUCCACACGGGGCGCAUGGAUAGAUUUUGGCCUGGUUGAGUGGCGGCUUCGUGUUGGCCAAAUUCUGUGGGAAGCACUUCCACAUUUCGAUGGCGACUUUUUGGAACACGAUAUCAAACAUGAUGACACUCAAAAAUUAUGGAUUGAUCAAGGCUUAGAGCGCAAGUGGUUUCUCAUUCAAAUGCUCUUAGCGGGUGAGCUGCUUCUACGCCUUGAUGCUAUCGUUCGCUUGGGCAUGUCGCAGAAAUCUCGUGACCCGGCUGUAACAACAAUUGAUGUUUAUCACUAUCAUAAGUUACGAAACCAUAAGGUCGAUUGGGACUUGGUUGUGGUGCGGCGUUUCUUGGAUACUCUUGAUAUCAGCUAUACCCAUCCCCAAUCGUCAUCCGACAGUCUGCGAGACCCUGGAAGACCCCAUGAUAAGCAUCACCAUUCUUUCUUCGAGAAGUCAUUAUUUGAGAGCCUGACACGCAAGGCUCCAUUUGUACCGGAGUCGGCAUGGGAUUGCACGCUGGCUCCGAUACGUGUCAAGCAACAGCUGCAGGGGCUCUUUGUGUUUGCUGAAAACAUUGGGUGGCCUCGAAUUGACGGACUGAAGGAGCGUUUUCGCUCAAGGAUUGGGGAUGGAGAUACUAUCCGAUUAACUACGGAUAUAUAUCGCCACCCUAUCCAUCGCAUAUUGACAAACCGUUCCAUCAGACUGGGUAAGAAGGAAAUGUACGGCAGGAGUCCUUCCCGCCGGUUGAUUUUACUUCAAAACCCCCGAGAGCAGGACAAUACAUCUUCCUUGGAAAUUGGCGGCUGGCUCUCUCGCAGCUGGAUUUCUGGUUUUGUCAUUCCUGGCGAAGCAAUCAGUCAUCUACUUAUAUGUACCGUGCUGGAAAAUGAUCCAGAUGCAAUGGCGAAGCUGGGGCCCGUUGCUAAUCUUUACGGCGGAUUUUCUUACGAUGGAAGAAGUUGGUGGAGCAAACAGUGCAUCGUCGGUCGCGUGCUGUCGAGCUUGCAAGUUACCGAAGCAUGUAUCGCAUGGAUGAGCAGUCCGAUUCUCCCAGUCGAUAUGUCCACUUCAAAGGCCAUUGAGAAUACAUGGUUUGAUGUGCACGUAAAGGAAACACCAAAGGCAGAAGAAAGACCACGCAUCAAGCAGGGGAACGCGCUUUCUAGGGAAUCUACGCCACUUGGGAUGGGGAAGCUGUCAAGUGAGGAGUUCUCAUUGCCGGUGGAUAAAGCACUUGACGAUGAACCAAACGCCCAGGUCGAAUUUCAGCGACUAGAAUUCUCUAUCAAGGAACAAACAGAAGAAAACAGACAUAUUACGGUUGUUGAUGAGGCAUCCAUGUCGUUCAGUCUGAGAUUUGAUUCAAGCAACUCGCCCGCUACGAUUUCCUUCCCCUUGUGCUACAAUGCUCGAUUCAUUACAUCCCAUGAAUGUCGUCGACCAUUUGGGAUAGCAUCAUGUCAAUGUGCUCCUUGUCUACAAAAACCUCAGUCACCUAGCACACUCCAAGAGCACAGCCGUCUACCAAGCCAUCCGUUACACAAGUUUUAUUCGUAUGAAUACCUACCACUGCAAUCUUUGAACCAGAUGCCUGCACCGAAAAAAGCUUCCUCAACCGACGACGACCCCCACUCCAGCGACAAAGUCAUAGUCGUCGAUGCUCGGGGGUCCCGUGACAAGGAAACGUUUGUGAGGGCAUGGUGUGCUUCUGUUGGGGCCGACGCCAUCGUUGGCAGAAUAGGACGUACAUGCUUAUCUUGCUGUGUGAGAGAAGCUUUGGCGAUUGACGUUAGAGUUGUUAUCCGCGUGGGAGAUUGA